Molecule: messenger RNA, 2024 nt
Organism: Abrus precatorius (Indian licorice)
Lineage: Eukaryota; Viridiplantae; Streptophyta; Magnoliopsida; Fabales; Fabaceae
Product: berberine bridge enzyme-like 21
Exons: 1
Coding region: 12-1652 (546 amino acids)
Molecular function (GO): oxidoreductase activity; FAD binding
Source: RefSeq, a predicted model, not a curated record
CACAACCGACAAUGGCAAAACCAUAUUGUUUGUUGUAUCUUUCUGCAACUUUUCUUCUUCUAAGUAUCUGCGCUUCAUUGGCUGCAUCAGCAGCAGCACCCGCACCAGCCCCUUCAACAAACUACAACACUUUCCUUCAAUGCCUCACACAACACACAAACUCUUCAACUCAACUCUCUCAAAUUCUCUUCUCUCAAAGCAGCCCUUCCUUCUCCACUGUCCUUCAAAACUACAUCCGCAACGCGCGUUUCAACACCAGCUCGACGCGGAAGCCAUUGAUCAUAGUCACACCCCAGCAAGAAUCGCAUGUGCAAGGUGCUGUGAUAUGCGCCAAAAGCCUCAACAUUCAACUCAAAAUCAGAAGUGGUGGGCAUGAUUAUGAGGGUAUUUCUUAUGUCUCGGGAGAACCCUUUAUUAUCAUUGACUUGUUCAAUCUUCGUAGCAUCUCAGUGGACAUAAAAAACGAGGUUGCUGUGGUUCAAGCUGGUGCCACACUUGGUGAGGUUUAUUAUAGGAUAUGGGAGAAGAGUAAAGUUCAUGGCUUUCCUGCAGGGGUGUGUCCCACUGUUGGUGUAGGUGGACACUUCAGUGGAGGAGGGUAUGGCAACAUGUUGAGAAAAUAUGGGUUAUCUGUUGAUAAUGUUAUUGAUGCUAAAAUUGUUGAUGUUAAGGGUAGGAUUUUAGAUAGAAAAUCUAUGGGUGAAGAUCUCUUUUGGGCUAUUAGGGGUGGUGGAGGAGCUAGUUUUGGAGUAAUAGUAUCAUACACUAUUAAGUUGGUUUCUGUACCACCAAUUGUUACUGUUUUUCGAGUUGAAAAGAGUUUGGAAGAGAAUGCCACUGAUCUUGUUGUUCAGUGGCAACAAGUGGCGCCAAAUACUGAUGAGAGGCUUUUCAUGAGGCUGCUAUUGCAGCCUGUGAGUUCUAAGGUUGUGAAGGGAAGCAAGACCAUUAGAGCCUCGGUUGUGGCUUUUUUUCUUGGAGGGGCUGAUGAGGUUGUUUCAAUUUUGGAGAAGGAGUUUCCAUUACUUGGUUUGAAGAAGGAGAAUUGCACUGAGGUGAGUUGGAUUGAUUCUGUUCUUUGGUGGAAUGAUGAUGAGAGUCUUAAGAGUGGUGCCAAACCUGAGACACUCUUGGAUAGGGAUCUAAAUGAUGCUGGUUUUUUGAAAAGGAAAUCUGAUUAUGUUCAGAAACCUAUUUCCAAAGAUGGGUUGGAGUGGAUUUGGAAGAGGAUGAUUGAGUUGGGAAAAGUAGGAUUUGUUUUCAACCCUUAUGGUGGAAAAAUGUCUCAGAUCCCCUCUAAUGCAACCGCAUUUCCUCAUCGGGAAGGGAACCUUUUCAAAAUUCAGUUUUCUGUGAACUGGGAUGAUCCCUCACCUGCUGCAGAACAGAAUUUUACCAAUCAAGCUAAAAGAUUGUAUAGUUAUAUGACCCCUUUUGUGUCCAAGAAUCCAAGAAGUGCUUUCUUGAACUAUAGAGACCUUGAUAUUGGGAUCAACACCUUUGGUAAGAAAAGCUUUCAAGAAGGACAAGUUUAUGGGGUCAAGUACUUCAAUGACAAUUUUGGGAGGCUUGUGAAGAUUAAAACUGCCGUUGAUCCAGAAAACUUUUUCAGGAAUGAACAGAGCGUUCCUGUGCUUCCCAGCAAGGGAUAGAGAAUCAAACAGUGAAGCAUAUUGCUUAGUCAAUUAUUACAUUUUUUGUUCCUAUAAUUCUAUGUGAAUGGUUUUAUUAUUUUAGCAAAAGAUUUGAUUAUUCAGCACUGAAUUCUAAGAAUAUUAUUAUUUGUAUCACUAGAAGGUAUCAUCUUUACAUUUGGAGUAUAUAUUUGGAGCUUAUAUAUGUAUAAAAGGUAAAAUAUAAAAAUAAAAAUAUAUAAUGUAAACUUUUAAUAAUUCAAAUGGUAGAAUUGAAACUCAAGAGUGUCAAGAUAUUAGAUAUAUAAUUAGAAAUUCUGUUAAAUACCAUGUAAAAUUCUCUUUGAAAUCUUAUGGUUAAAAUAAUGUAAAACGUGACAAACCGCGUAC